GUAUAUAAAAAAUAGUUCCUAUAUAAGUCCUGAGGACUUUGAUCGCCAAAAAUUAAAGUUAAAUGAGAUAUUUAUUUCUGGCAUUCCACAAACCAUGUCGGUUGAUCAGUUGGCCAUGAUUGCUUUAACUUUUGGUGAAAUCCACCAAUUGCGUUUUAAAUUACGUGCAAAUGGAAAAAGUCGCGGUAUUGCUUUCUUGCAAUAUACAAUUAAACAAGAUGUACCCGCUGUUAUCAAGAAAUUAACAGAAAAAUUUAUUGAACUGCACUUCAGAACUAUAAAGGUUGCUCAGUCCAUGAAUAAGCGUUCAUUUACAUUAAGAAAUGUGGCAUCUUACCAUCCGCUAGCAGUAUAUCAAGUUCUGUGGUGCGCUUUUAAAUUCGAGAAAAUGGUUUGUUACCAUAAGCCCGAUUUCGUCGAUUAUGAAUUACAUUUCCAAUGCAAUAAUCUUGCCGUACGUUAUUAUAAUAUACUAACAGAAUUACUUCCAGUUUUUGGACCGAAUGCAUGCCUUUUAUGGACCGAAGUUGAACGAACUUGUUCAAAGUGCGGUGCUUAAUUAUUAUGAUUGUGA
Molecule: messenger RNA, 574 nt
Organism: Teleopsis dalmanni
Lineage: Eukaryota; Metazoa; Arthropoda; Insecta; Diptera; Diopsidae
Exons: 3
Coding region: 95-559 (154 amino acids)
Molecular function (GO): RNA binding
Source: RefSeq, a predicted model, not a curated record